Triplophysa rosa is the source of this 1863-nucleotide messenger RNA. RefSeq names its product actin-like 6A (gene actl6a). The transcript is spliced from 14 exons. The record is from RefSeq and is a predicted model, not a curated record. Gene Ontology annotation, molecular function: chromatin binding. Gene Ontology annotation, cellular component: SWI/SNF complex; NuA4 histone acetyltransferase complex. Lineage: Eukaryota; Metazoa; Chordata; Actinopteri; Cypriniformes; Nemacheilidae. Gene Ontology annotation, biological process: nervous system development; regulation of transcription by RNA polymerase II. Bases 142 to 1428 code for a protein of 428 amino acids.
UCCCCCCCAGACAAAGAUGUCUGAUUCGUUUCCUUUGUUGUGACAGUGAGAAACACAAAUCGCGCCGUUACCAUUUCAUAUCCACGCUUUAAGACACAAAACCAAGAAACUCUUUUCUAUCAGUGUUGACCAGCCGCAAGAAUGAGUGGCGGAGUGUAUGGAGGAGAUGAAGUUGGGGCUCUUGUCUUUGACAUGGGCUCGUAUUCAGUAAGAGCUGGAUAUGCUGGCGAGGAUUGCCCCAAGGCUGAUUUUCCCACUGUGAUCGGCGUGACACUGGACCGGGAGGAUGGCAGUGGACCGAUGGAGACUGAUGGAGAGAAAAAGCAGAGUGGCACCACCUACUACAUUGACACCAACCAGCUUAGGGUCCCCCGAGAACAGAUGGAAGUCAUGUCACCUCUCAAAAAUGGAAUGAUUGAGGACUGGGACAGUUUUCAAGCCAUUUUAGAUCACACCUACAAAAUGCAUUUCAAAUCAGAGCCUAGUCUGCAUCCAGUCCUAAUGUCAGAAGCCUCGUGGAACACACGAGCGAAGCGAGAGAAGCUGACUGAGCUGAUGUUUGAGCAUUACAACAUUCCUGCUUUCUUCUUGUGUAAAUCAGCUGUCCUGUCUGCGUUUGCCAAUGGACGAUCAACGGGUUUAGUGUUGGACAGUGGAGCGACACACACAACUGCUAUUCCAGUGCAUGAUGGUUACGUCUUACAGCAAGGCAUCGUAAAGUCUCCUCUUGCCGGUGACUUUAUGAGUAUGCAAUGUAGAGAGCUGUUUCAAGAAUUAGGUGUAGAAAUAGUGCCUCCGUAUGUGAUUGCGUCAAAGGAUUCAGUUCGUGAAGGAGCUCCAGCCAUUUGGAAGAAAAAAGAGAAGCUACCUCAAGUUACUCGUUCGUGGCAUAACUAUAUGUGUAAUACUGUCAUACAGGAUUUUCAGGCUUCUGUGCUGCAAGUAUCAGACUCGCCUUAUGAUGAACAAGUAGCGGCCCAGAUGCCCACCGUUCACUAUGAGCUGCCCAAUGGAUACAACUGUGAUUUUGGAGCGGAAAGACUUAAGAUCCCAGAGGGUCUUUUUGAUCCUUCUAAUGCUAAGGGUCUGUCAGGGAACACCAUGCUGGGAGUCGGUCAUGUUGUUACCACCAGUGUUGGCAUGUGUGACAUAGACAUUCGACCAGGUUUGUAUGGCAGUGUGGUAGUUACAGGAGGUAACACUCUUAUCCAAGGUUUUACAGACAGACUUAACAGAGAACUCUCCCAGAAGACACCACCAAGUAUGCGUUUGAAAUUGAUAGCCAAUAACACAACUGUGGAGCGUCGGUUUAGUGCUUGGAUAGGAGGCUCCAUCCUUGCAUCACUGGGAACUUUCCAGCAAAUGUGGAUUUCUAAACAGGAGUAUGAGGAGGGUGGGAAACAGUGUGUCGACAGAAAGUGCCCUUAACAAGUUCCUUCAAUGCCUGCUUGGCUUCAGAACCUCAAGAAAUGGAAGAAAUAUAAAAAAACAAACACCUAGUAGUGAAGCCUUCGUAGUGGACUCAGAACAAGGACACUUUUUUUUGUGCAAACAAACCAUAUUUUAAACAGCACCAUAUGGUUGCACUCUUUUGUAUUUCUUCCAGAAUAUUUUCAUAUCCAAUUUGGCAACACUUUUCUGACCACCUGGGUAAUUUUAAAAACAGUGACAACUGUAAUAGCAACUUCUGGGUACAUGCAAAUACCAAGGAUCCCUCAAACUGUAUCAGUGCGUAAGAACAGUUAGUAUAGUUUUAUUUUACACCACUGUUACUUCCUAUAAAACAAUCACAAGAAAUCAAAUGUUUGUUAUGCUUUUAACAAUUGAUCGGCUCUUUUGGGAAUAAAAUUGUUUUUUGUUAAA